UUUAUUUAUUUACUUCAUCAUUUUCAUUAGAUAUUCCUUCUCCACGUUCCUUCUCACUGUACUUCUCAACCCUCUCCAUCAAUCCUUCAAACUCCCCUUUUCACUCGAUCUACCAUUUCUCUAAUUUCCCAGAUUUUUUUCUUUCAAAUAAAACCUUGUGUCUUUUUUAAUUCAAUCCUUUCUGCUACCAGGAUCUCUUUGCUGGCGAAAUUCGGAUUGUGUUAACUCGAGAUGUGAUUGGAUUUGGAUUUGGAUUUGCAAAAGGGGCAAUUCAAUCUUCGAUCUUUAUCAAUCAUGGACACAAGCAGUGUCACAGAUGGCAGCUCCUUUUUAAGUUUGUUUGCAGCUGUAUCAUAUGGGAUUGCUUCCAUGGCUAUGGUUUUUAUCAACAAAGCAAUUAUUAUGCAGUAUGCACAUUCUAUGACGCUUCUUACUUUUCAGCAAUUGGCCACUUCCCUGCUCAUUCACUUUGGUCGAAAAUUGGGUUAUACGAAAGCCAAAGGGGUUGAUAUUACCACAGCUAAAAGGCUUCUCCCUGUUUCUUUGUUUUACAAUGCAAAUGUGGCAUUUGCGCUUGCAAGCUUGAAGGGGGUUAAUAUUCCUAUGUAUAUUGCUAUAAAGAGGCUAACACCUCUUGCUGUUCUCAUUGCUGGAUUCUUUUCUGGAAAGGGAAAGCCUACAACUCAGGUGAUCCUUUCAGUAAUUUUGACUGCUGUGGGAGUAAUUGUAGCUGCCAUUGGAGAUUUUUCUUUCGACUUACCCGGAUACACCAUGGCCCUAACUUCUGUGUUUUUCCAGACCAUGUACCUCGUGUUGGUGGAGAAGUCUGGUGCAGAAGAAGGGCUUUCUUCAAUAGAGAUAAUGUUCUAUAACAGUUUUCUUUCUCUUCCAUUUUUGCUAUUUCUCAUCAUAGCGACCGGAGAGUUCCCGAAUUCUUUGGCAUUGUUACUUGCAAAGAGCGAUUCUUUCUGGUUUUUGUUCAUCCUAGUUCUUUCAUUGGUGAUGGGCAUUGAUCUUAACUACACCAUGUUUUUGUGUACCAUAGUUAACUCUGCUCUAACCACAACCAUUGUCGGAGUACUCAAAGGUGUCGGAUCCACGACACUUGGCUUUGUCUUUCUGGGAGGUGUGCAAGUUCACGAUUUGAACUUGACCGGACUGGUCAUAACACGGCGGGAGGGGUGUGGUAUUCGUACUCCAAAUACCAGCAAAGGAAGAUUAAAGCGGUCAAAGUGAUGUCGGAUUUGGAAUCGCAUCGAAAGUAAACUAAACCCAAUUUUACAUGUUUAAUGCCUAGUUGGUUUCGAUUUUACAUUUCAAGUGUUUUCUUUGCAUACCAUUGUGUCAUUCAUCAAGUGAUGAUUGAGAAACAAUAUUGUUUAUGUUCCACUGCAUUCCUUUUGAGCAUAUGAUAUGGUAAAGGAGACCAUUAGAGGGAU
Hibiscus syriacus is the source of this 1439-nucleotide messenger RNA. RefSeq names its product UDP-galactose/UDP-glucose transporter 7-like. Gene Ontology annotation, molecular function: UDP-galactose transmembrane transporter activity; antiporter activity; UDP-glucose transmembrane transporter activity. The coding region runs from base 295 to 1236 and encodes 313 amino acids. Lineage: Eukaryota; Viridiplantae; Streptophyta; Magnoliopsida; Malvales; Malvaceae. The record is from RefSeq and is a predicted model, not a curated record. Gene Ontology annotation, cellular component: Golgi apparatus. The transcript is spliced from 8 exons.